Cucurbita pepo subsp. pepo (vegetable marrow) is the source of this 1509-nucleotide messenger RNA. Its product is annotated as protein IQ-domain 26. Gene Ontology annotation, molecular function: protein binding; metal ion binding. The record is from RefSeq and is a predicted model, not a curated record. NCBI's taxonomy places the organism in Eukaryota, Viridiplantae, Streptophyta, Magnoliopsida, Cucurbitales, Cucurbitaceae.
AGAAAGGGUUUUGUGGGUUUUUUGGGGGAUUCUAAGAUUACCCAUUGGAGGAAUUGGACAUUUUAUUGAAUUCGACAAGGAUCAUCAUUUUGAGUGGAGGAUUUGUGUUUUUUCUCUCUCUAAAAUGGGGAAAGCUACCAGAUGGUUGAAGGGUCUACUUGGGAUCAAGAAAGAGAAGGACCCAUCUGGGAAUUUGAAUUCAAAUUCAACGGCGGUUGUUGGUGACAAAAAGGAGAAGAAACGGUGGAGUUUUGCGAAGUCCGGUAGAGAUUCCGGCCAAAUACAGCCUCCGGUGGAGGCGACUUGGUUUAGAUCCUACAUUUCUGAUUCAGAGAAAGAGCAGAAUAGGCACGCAAUUGCGGUGGCUGCUGCUACCGCCGCUGCUGCUGACGCUGCUGUUGCAGCGGCUCAGGCGGCGGUGGCAGUCGUCCGGCUGACAAGCCAAGGCAGAGGGUCUGUGUCUGUCACCGGAAGAGAUAGAUGGGCGGCGGUGAAGAUUCAAACAGUGUUUAGAGGCUAUUUGGCUAGAAAGGCGCUUCGAGCUCUCAAAGGGCUCGUUAAAUUGCAGGCCGUGGUUAGAGGAUUUCUCGUAAGAAAACGAGCCGCUGCAACUCUUCACAGUAUGCAAGUUCUUUUUAGAGCUCAAACUGCAAUUAGGACACAAAGAGCUCGUCGAUCUUUCAACAAAGAGAAUCGCUUUAUCCCCGAGAUUCGACCCCGAAAAUCUGCGGAACGGUUCGAUGAAACAAGGAGUGAAUUCCAUAGCAAGAGAUUAUCAGAAACACCCUCCAUGAAUUCAAUGGAUGAGAGCCCAAAAAUCGUGGAAAUCGACACCUACCGAACUCGAUCAUCGAGGUCACGUAGAUACAUUUCCGCAUUCUCCGAAUGCGGAGGAGACGAUGUAGCUAUCUCAUCUUCGCCAUUGCCAUGUUUGAAUCGACCUCGAAUCAUCGAUUGCCACAACAACAUGGUUCAAGACUUCGAAUGGUGCUUGAUGGGCGAAGACUGCAAGUUCCCUACAGCGCACAGCACGCCGCGACUAUCGAACAAUUCAUUCGCCUCGACCAACAUGCCGGUUACGCCAUCGAAGAGCGUGUGCGGAGACAGCUUCUUUAGGCCAUACAUGAACUACUACCCGAAUUACAUGGCGAACACGCAAUCGUUCAAGGCGAAAUUGAGGUCACAAAGUGCACCAAAGCAAAGGCCAGAGCCUGGGUCAAAGAAGAAGCUGUCAUUGAAUGAAGUAAUGGCAGCAAGGAACAGCUUAAGCAGUGUAAGAAUGCAGAGACCAAGCAACCAAAUGGUGCAAAUGGUUGAAGAAGAAGAAGAAGAAGAACAAAUUAUGGGGUUUGAGUGAUAUGUAAAUUCCUUUUGAAUCAAAGCUUUGAAGUUCUUAAGAUCUUUGAAUGUGUGAUGAUUUUAUAACUCAAAAGCCCAAAAAAAGUGAAAAAAGGGACACUUUUUUUUGAAGAUUGUCCACUUUUAAGCAUUAAAGAGACAGAAUUAUGG